AUGUAUCGGAAGUUGUCUAAGUUAGAACACUCGGAAAUAAAACAACUUCUUACAGAAGCUAAUAUAGAUGUUGCAAAGCAUUACGCAACAAACAAAAAGGCACUCGCUGACAUCCUCAAUGACUACAAUGGUGAAAUAACUUAUGAUAGAAUUCAUGAGUUCAUAAAUGCAAGAGCAUUUCCUUUAAAUGACGUUGCUAUUGACUUAUAUCAUAGACGUUCAAUACCUCAUGAAGUAAGAAGAGAAAUGUUUGACAUAACAAAUGCAAACGUUGGUGAAACAAGAAGAAGAGACGACACACUGAAACAACAGAGAAGAGAGAUGUUUAAAAGUGCUAUAGAACAAGUUCGCAAAGCUAACGAUGUCAUUCGUUCCAUUGACGACAAACCAAAAGAAGGUGAGAGAUGGUUAAAGAAAGAUGAAGAGAAUAGGAAGAGAAAUGUGAAGUCUGGCAAUAGACUCAUUGACUUUAACAUCGAAGCUUUAGAUGAACCAAACAGAGACUAUUUACACAAACAUUUCGGUAAGGUUUUCAUGAGACUCUUAGAGACGAUUAAAAUAAACUCCCAACAAAGAUGGAUGGUAUGUUAUAAACUUGGUGGAAAGUAUGAAUGUUCUACGUUAAACCUCAAUAAUAUUGGAACAUUACUACAUCAGCUCUUGAAGGAGAACUUUAUAUCAGAGAUAGAAGCAAAUGCCGCAGGUAUUGUUGAAAUGCACUAUGACUUCUUCUUGACAAACAUAAAGAAUCUUACUGAAAUAAAGAUGUAUGAUUUAACUGAAUAUGAAGGCUUAACGAUGUCAGAUGUUAAGAAAGGCAAACCAAAAAAGAGACCAUAUAGAGAUGAAAGCACACUGACAAAUGACCAGAAAGCCAUUUUGGAAGCUCUUAAGCAAACAGGAAACCCAGCACUUAUAGAAAGCUUUUGGAAAGAUAA
Messenger RNA from Trichomonas vaginalis G3, 938 nucleotides. Its product is annotated as organellar and viral DNA polymerase type B. The transcript has a single exon. The record is from RefSeq and is a predicted model, not a curated record. Lineage: Eukaryota; Parabasalia; Trichomonadida; Trichomonadidae. The annotation marks the transcript as partial.